Molecule: messenger RNA, 615 nt
Organism: Microdochium trichocladiopsis
Lineage: Eukaryota; Fungi; Ascomycota; Sordariomycetes; Xylariales; Microdochiaceae
Product: protein sco1
Exons: 2
Biological process (GO): mitochondrial respiratory chain complex IV assembly
Source: RefSeq, a predicted model, not a curated record
AAGGCGGGACUUCUGUUCGUCCUGACGAGCGGCGGGCUGGUGUGGUACUUUGAGCACGAGAAGGAGCGGAUGCACCGCAAGCGCGUGGCCGAGGCAACCAAGGGUGUCGGGCGCCCGAAGGUGGGCGGUGAUUUUGACCUCGUCGACCAGGAUGGGAAGCCGUUCUCGAGCGCGGAUAUGCUGGGACGGUACUCCCUGGUCUACUUUGGCUUCACGCACUGUCCCGACAUCUGCCCGGAAGAGCUCGACAAGAUGGCGCGCAUGUUCGACCUGGUCGAGGCCGAGGUGCCCGGCGGCCUGAAGCCCGUCUUCAUCACGUGCGACCCGGCGCGCGACGACCCCAAGGUGCUCAAGUCGUACCUGGCCGAGUUCCACCCGAGCUUCGUCGGCCUGACGGGCACCUACGACGAGAUCAAGGCCGUGUGCAAGGCGUACCGCGUCUACUUUAGCACGCCCAAGAACGUCAAGCCCGGCCAGGACUACCUUGUCGACCACAGCAUCUACUUCUACCUGAUGGACCCCCAGGGCGAUUUUGUGGAGGCCCUCGGCCGUCAGCACAGCCCCGAGGCCGCAGCCAAGGUUAUCCUUGAUCACAUGAAGGACUGGAAGGGGACU